GGCCAGGGUGCCGCCAUGACGGCGGAAGUGAUGGCGGAAGUAGCACCGUUGUCAGGCAGCCGUUGCCAGGCGCCGCGCUGCGUGUCCCGCGCUGGGCGCGCGGACGCUAAGGCGGGAAGCUCGAGCGGCGCCAUGGCCCCAGGUAGCGCGCGGCGGGCGCGGGUCCCGGGUUCCGGGAUUCCGGCGUCCAGGGUCGGCGGCCGGGGCGCUCAGGGCCCCCGCCUAGGCCCCGAGGCCAGAGUCCCCGCUCGGGCAGGGUACCGCCUGCCGGGCGCCCACCCUCGGGCUCCCGGAGCUUGGCUUCCCUCGGGCGCCCGGACUCGUCCCGCCCGCCUCGCUGGCGUUGGCGUCGCCGGGGAAGGCGCGGGGAGCCCUGGCCCCACCGGCUCCUGCCUGGUCCCCGAGGCCCGGCUCAGCCCCGCAGUGGCUCCCGCUCGCGUGGCCGGGCCCCCUGACGCCCGCCGCCCGCUCCCCGCAGCGUGGCAGCACCCGUUCCUCAACGUCUUCAGACACUUCCGGGUGGACGAGUGGAAGCGCUCCGCCAAGCAGGGGGACGUGGCCGUGGUGACGGACAAGACCCUGAAGGGCGCCGUGUAUCGCAUUCGGGGCUCAGUCUCUGCCGCCAACUACAUCCAGCUGCCUAAGAACAGCACCCAGUCCCUGGGGCUGACCGGGCGGUACCUGUAUGUGCUCUUUCGGCCCCUGCCCAGCAAGCACUUCGUUAUCCACUUGGAUGUGUCCACCGAGGACAACCAGGUCAUCCGUGUGUCUUUCUCCAACCUCUUCAAGGAAUUUAAAUCUACGGCCACCCGGCUCCAGUUUCCCUUCGUCCUGGAGGCCAGGACACCCCAGAGAGCUCUGGUGGGUUUGGUCCCCCAUGGAGCCCGCUGGACCUGCCUGCAGCUCGACCUGCAGGACAUUCUCCUGGUUUACCUGAACCGUCGCUACGGCCAUCUCAAGAGCGUCAGGCUGUGCGCCAGCCUGCUGGUCAGGAACCUUUACACCAGCGACCUGUGCUUUGAGCCUGCCAUCUCUGGGGCCCCGUGGGCAAAGCUGCCCGUCACUCCUAUGCCUCGGGAAAUGGCUUUCCCUGUGCCCAAGGGAGAGAGUUGGCAUGACCGCUACGUCCAUGUCCGGUUUCCAAGCAACAGCUUGAAAGUGCCUUCCAAGCCGAUUGACAAGAGCUGUUCACCUCCUGAGGCAGUCCUCCUGGGGCUGGGGCCACAGCCUCUCCCUUGCCCGGUGGCCUCCGGCAAACCUGUGCAAUUCAGUGUGUCUCCAGUGGUCCAGACACCCAGCCCCACAGCCUCCGGCCAGGCCCCCUUGGCACCCAGGCCCUUCCCAGAGGUCAGCCUGUCCCAAGAGCGCUCAGAGGCCUCCAACUCGGAUGGCCCCGUUUUCCAUAGCCUUGAGCCCUGGGCCCAGGUGAAGGCCUCUGACGUCCCCACGACUGCUGCCGGCACCCACGUGUUGACUCACGAGUCGACUGAGGUGCCUGUGGCCCUUGAGGACGCCAGCUCCUGCAAGCGCUUCCUCCCGGACCCUAUCCUGAGGCUCAAGGGCGUCAUCGGCUUUGGGGGCCACAGCACCAGACAGGCCCUGUGGACCCCGGACGGGACAGCUGUUGUAUACCCCUGCCAUGCGGUCAUCGUCGUCCUGCUCGUGGACACGGGGGAGCAGCGCUUCUUCCUCGGCCACACAGACAAGGUAUCCGCCCUGGCGCUGGAUGGCAGCAGCUCACUAUUGGCCUCGGCCCAGGCAAGGACCCCCAGUGUGAUGCGGCUCUGGGACUUCCAGACCGGGCGGUGCCUGUGCCUGUUCCAGAGCCCAGUGCAUGUCGUCUGCUCCCUCAGCUUCUCUGACAGCGGGGCCCUUCUCUGCGGGGUUGGCAAGGACCGCCACGGGAGGACGAUGGUGGUGGCCUGGGGCACUGGCCAGGUGGGCCUCGGUGGCGAGGUGGUCGUUCUGGCAAAGGCGCACACUGACUUUGACGUCCAGGCCUUCCGGGUCACCUUUUUUGAUGAAACCAGGAUGGCAUCGUGUGGGCAGGGCAGCGUGCGGCUCUGGCGGCUGCGUGGCGGGGCGCUGCGUUCCUGCCCCGUGGACCUGGGGGAGCACCACGUGCUGCAGUUCACCGACCUCGCCUUCAAGCAGGCCCAGGACGGCUGCCCGGAACCCUCGGCUGCCAUGCUCUUCGUGUGCAGCCGCAGCGGCCACAUCUUGGAGAUCGACUGUCGGUGCAUGGUCGUGCGGCAUGCCCGCCGCCUGCUCCCCACACAGACUCCGGGCGGCCCCCACCCGCAGAAACAGACCUUCAGCACAGGCCCCGGCAUUGCCAUCAGCAGCCUCAGUGUCUCCCCGGCCAUGUGUGCUGUGGGUUCUGCGGACGGCUACUUGCGGCUCUGGCCCCUGGACUUUUCCUCGGUGCUCCUGGAGGCAGAGCACGAGGGCCCCGUCAGCUCAGUCUGUGUCAGCCCCGACGGCCUCCGUGUGCUGUCCGCCACCUCCUCGGGCCACCUGGGCUUCCUGGACACGCCGUCCCGGGUGUACCACAUGCUGGCUCGCUCCCACACCGCCCCAGUGCUGGCCCUCGCCACGGAGCAGAGGCGGGGACAGCUGGCCACCGUGUCCCAGGACCGCACCGUCCGCAUCUGGGACCUGGUCACCCUGCAGCAGCUGUACGACUUCACAUCAUCAGAGGAGGCCCCCUGCACCGUCACCUUCCACCCCACAAGGUCGAUCUUCUUCUGCGGCUUUAGCAGUGGGGCCGUGCGCUCCUUCAGCCUGGAGGCCGCUGAGGUCCUGGUGGAACACACGUGCCACCAAGGAGCCAUCACCGGCCUGACCGCCACCCCUGACGGCCGCCUGCUCUUCAGCUCCUGCUCCCAGGGCUCCCUGGCCCAGUACAACUGUGCGGACCCCCAGUGGCAUGUCCUCCGAGUGGCAGCGGACAUGGUAUGGCCGGAUGCCCCUGCGAGCCCCAGCACUCUGGCAGUCAGCAGGGAUGGCCGCCUGCUGGCCUUCGUGGGACCCUCCAAGCACACAGUGACACUUAUGUGCUCGGCCUCCCUGGACGAGCUGCUGCGAGUCGACAUCAGCACUCUGGACCUGGCCAGCGGCCGCCUGGACUCAGCCAUGGCUGUGUGCUUUGGCCCUGCAGCCCUGGGCCACCUGCUGGUGUCCACCUCAUCCAACAGAGUCGUGGUGCUGGAUGCUGCGUCAGGCCGCAUCAUCCGGGAGCUGCCCGGUGUCCACCCUGAGCGCUGCUCCUCCUUGAUGCUCAGUGAGGAUGCCCGCUUCCUGCUGAUGGCCGCUGGCCGGGCGGUCAAGGUGUGGGACUACACGACACAGGCCAGCCCAGGCCCCCAGGUGUACAUCGGCCACUCGGAGCCUGUGCAGGCUGUGACCUUCUCUCCUGACCAGCAGCAGGUCCUCAGCGCAGGGGACGCCGUCUUCCUCUGGGAUAUCCUGGCCACUACUGAGAGCGACCAAAGGUUCCCUGGGCCCUCCCCAGCCUGCGAGGCAGGCCUGGGCACAGGACAGCUAGAGGAUGCUGCGUCCAGGGCCAGUGAGCUCCCCCAGCAGCAGGUCCCCAAGCCAUCUCAGGCAUCUCCACCACGGCUGGGCAUUUGUGCCAGGCCUCCCGAAGGUGGCGAUGGCACCAGUGUCACCAAGAAUUCAGGGGCCCCAUGCACCACCUGCCCAGCUUCCCACAAGGCCUUCACACCUGCCAGGGCCAGCCGCGGCCCCCACUCUGCCAAGGGCACUUCCCUGCCUCCCGCCAGCGGUGAGUGGCUGCGUCUGAAGGCUGUCGUUGGCUACAGCGGGAAUGGGCGGGCCAACAUGGUCUGGAGGCCGGACACAGGCUUCUUUGCCUACACGUGCGGCCGCCUGGUGGUGGUGGAAGACCUGCACUCUGGCGCCCAGCAGCACUGGCCCGGCCACCCUGCGGAGAUCUCCACGCUGGCCCUCAGCCACAGUGCCCAGGUCUUGGCCUCUGCCUCGGGCCGUAGCAGCAUGACUGCCCAUUGUCAGAUCCGCGUCUGGGACGUGUCUGGUGGCCUCUGCCAGCAUCUCAUUUCCCACCGUAGCACCACUGUGCUGGCCCUGGCCUUCUCACCAGAUGACAGGCUUCUCGUCACAUUGGGGGACCACGACGGCCGCACCCUCGCCCUGUGGGGCACGGCCACCUAUGACCUUGUGUCCUCCACCCGCCUCCCGGAGCCGGUUCAUGGCGUGGCCUUCAACCCCUGGGACGCCGGCGAGCUCACCUGUGUGGGCCAGGGCACUGUCACCUUCUGGCUCCUGCAGCAACGCGGGGCAGACAUCAGCCUUCAGGUGCAUCGAGAGCAAGUCCCAGAGACAGUGGGGGCUGGAGAGCUGACCUCGCUCUGCUACGGGGCACCUCCCCUGCUUUAUUGUGGCACCAGCUCCGGCCAGGUCUGUGUCUGGGACACACGUGCUGGCCGCUGCUUCCUGUCCUGGGAGGCAGACGACGGUGGCAUUGGGCUGUUGCUGUGUUCGAGCUCUCGACUGGUCAGCGGCAGCAGCACAGGGCGGCUUCGCCUGUGGGUUGUGGGGGUUCUGUCGGAGCUGAGGUGUGAGGGCUCAGGCGCCAGGUCCAGUUCUGUGUUCAUGGAACGCGAGCUGGUGCUGGACGGGGCUGUGGUGAGCGCCAGCUUCGAUGACAGCGUGGACAUGGGCGUCGUGGGCACCAGAGCAGGCACGCUCUGGUUCAUCAGCUGGGCCGAGGGCACUAGCACACGUCUCAUCAGUGGCCACAGGAGCAAGGUGAACGAGGUGGUCUUCAGCCCCGGGGAGUCCCACUGUGCCACGUGCGGUGAGGACGGGAGUGUGCGGGUGUGGGCCUUGGCCAGCAUGGAGCUUGUGAUCCAGUUCCAGGUGCUGAACCAGAGUUGCCUCUGCCUCGCAUGGAGCCCCCAGUGCUGUGGCCGCCCUGAGCAGCAGCGGCUAGCGGCAGGCUAUGGCGACGGCUCCCUGCGCAUCUUCAGCGUCUCCCGCACAGCCAUGGAGCUCAAGAUGCAUCCCCACCCGGUGGCGCUGACCACUGUUACCUUCUCCACCGAUGGUCAGACUGUCCUCUCUGGAGACAAGGAUGGGCUCGUGGCUGUGAGCCACUCCCGCACAGGGAUGACCUUCCGUGUGCUGAGUGACCACCAGGGCGCCCCGAUCUCAACCAUCUGUGUCACACGCAAAGAGUGUGAAGACUUAGGGGUGGAGGGCGCAGACCUAUGGCUGGCUGCCAGUGGGGACCAGCGGGUCAGUGUCUGGGCCUCCGACUGGCUGCAGAACCGCUGUGAGCUUGUGGACUGGUUGAGUUUCCCAAUGCCUGCCACCACGGAGACUCAGGGCCACCUGCCGCCCUCCCUCGCUGCCUUCUGCCCCUGGGAUGGGGCGCUGCUGAUGUACGUGGGCCCUGGCGUUGACAAGGAGGUGAUCAUCUACGACCUCUCCCAGAAGCAGGUGGUGGAGAAGAUACCACUGCCCUUUUUUGCCAUGUCCCUGAGCCUGUCCCCGGGGACCCGCCUCCUGGCUCUUGGCUUUGCUGAGUGCAUGCUGAGGCUGGUGGACUGUGCCACGGGGACUGCGCAGGACUUUGCUGGCCACAACAAUGCAGUGCACCUGUGCAGGUUUACACCGUCUGCCAGGCUGCUCUUCACGGCCGCCUGCAACGAGAUCCUGGUGUGGGAGGUCUCUGGCCGCUGAGAUGCAGCAGGGACAUGGUGCUGUGUGUCACGGCUGGUACCUGGACACAGGCUUGGCAGAGAAGUCAGGUGGUCAGUGGCCUCAUGCUGGGACAGGCCAGGAUUCAUGUAAAUCGUCUGGACAAAGCUGUUGUGAAUUUCGCGAUCUGAAAAUACUUUAAUCUGUUGCCCUUUUGCCUAAAGAAAUUUUAAUAUUUAUAUCUUGUAAUAAACAUGGGCAUUUAUUGCAUUAUUGCUGCAUUGUUGCACCGGCUGUCUCUGGUCACUCCUGGCCUGAGCUCAGCCUCUGCCCGUCCCUUAAUGGGCUGUUUGUCAAGGCUCCUGUAGUGCUCUGAAGCAAUGACGGGUCGGCCUGGCGCCGGGAGCCUGCGCUGCCUGCAGUGCCCGGCGCGUCCACGCAGUGGCGCUGCCACACAUCUGGCCGUUCUGGCCCGCCCGACUCGCUUGUGCGGCUGUGCGGGCGGGGCCGGAAGUAUGGGGCCAGCGCGGGGCCGAAUACCGGAAGUGCGGGGCGGGCACGGGGGCAGAGCGAAAGCCUGAGGACCCGGUCGGGGCCGGGUUCCGGGUCCGGGAGCGGCAGCCAUGAGGCGGGACGUGCGCAUCCUGUUACUGGGCGAGGGUGGGGAAGACGUCGCUGAUCCUGUCCCUGGUGGGCGAGGAGUUCCCCGAGGAGGUCCCUCCCCGCGCGGAGGAGAUCACGAUCCCCGCGGACGUCACCCCGGAGAAGGUGCCCACUCACAUCGUGGACUACUCAGAAGCCGAGCAGACGGAUGAGGAGCUGCGGGAGGAGAUCCACAAGGCAAACGUGGUGUGCGUGGUGUACGACGUUUCUGAGGAGGCCACCAUUGAGAAGAUUCGAACUAAGUGGAUUCCACUGGUGAAUGGGGGGACCACGCGGGGGCCCAGGGUGCCCAUCAUCCUAGUGGGCAACAAGUCAGAUCUGCGGGCAGGGAGCUCCAUGGAGGCCGUGCUCCCCAUCAUGAGCCAGUUUCCUGAGAUUGAGACCUGCGUGGAGUGUUCAGCCAAGAACCUGAGGAACAUCUCAGAGCUGUUCUACUAUGCCCAGAAGGCUGUCCUGCACCCCACAGCCCCCCUCUAUGACCCUGAGACCAAGCAGGUGUGCCCCUGCCCCACCCUCGGUGCCCAGCCCCCUCGAUCCUCCGCUGCUGUUAGUGACCAGAACAGGCCGUCUCCGGGUAACUGGCUGACUCCCAGCAACGUUCUCUCGGAGGCAGAAAUCCUGCUUCGGGCACCCCCUGGCCCCGCAGGCCCUGGAGGACGUGAAGACGGUGGUGUGCAGGAACGUAGCGGGCGGCGUGUGGGAGGACCGGCUGACCCUGGAUGGUUUCCUCUUCCUGAACACGCUCUUCAUCCAGCGUGGCCGGCACGAGACCACAUGGACCAUCCUGCGGAGCUUCGGCUACAGCGACACACUGGAGCUGACAGCCGACUAUCUCUUCCCUCCGCUCCACGUGCCCCCCGGCUGCAGCACUGAGCUCAACCACCUUGGCUACCAGUUUGUGCAGAGGGUGUUUGAGAAGCACGACCAGGACCGCGACGGCGCCCUCUCGCCCACGGAGCUGCAGAGCCUCUUCAGUGUGUUCCCAGCAGCCCCCUGGGGCCCUGAGCUCCCGCGCACAGUCCGCACAGAGGCCGGCCGGCUGCCGCUGCACGGAUACCUCUGCCAGUGGACCCUGGUGACCUACCUGGACGUCCGGAGCUGCCUCGGACACCUGGGCUACCUGGGUUACCCCACCCUCUGUGAUCAGGACUCGCAGACUCGUGCCAUCACAGUCACCCGUGAGAAGAGGCUGGACCAGGAGAAGGGACAGACGCUGCGGAGUGUUCUCCUCUGCAAGGUGGUGGGGGCCCGUGGAGUGGGCAAGUCUGCCUUCCUGCAGGCCUUCCUCGGCCACAGCCUGGGGCACCAGGACACGAGGGAGCAGCCUCCCGGCUACACCAUCGACACGGUGCAGGUCAACGGACAGGAGAAGUACUUGAUCCUGUGUGAGGUGGGCACAGAUGAUCUGGCCACAUCGCUGGACGCCGCCUGUGAUGUUGCCUGCUUGAUGUUUGAUGGCAGUGACCCAAAGUCCUUUGCACAUUGUGCCAGCGUCUACAAGCACCAUUACAUGGACGGGCAGACCCCCUGCCUCUUCGUCUCCUCCAAGGCUGACCUGCCCGAAGGUGGUGUGCUGGUUGGCCCAUCGCCAGCCGAGUUUUGCCGCAAGCACCGGCUACCAGCUCCCGUGCCAUUCUCCUGUGCUGGCCCAGCUGAGCCCAGCACUGCCAUCUUCACCCAGCUUGCCACCAUGGCCACCUUCCCACAUUUGGUCCAUGCAGAGCUGCGUCCCUCUUCCUUCUGGCUCCGGGGCCUGCUGGGGGUUCUCGGGGCCGCCAUGGCCGCAGUCCUCAGCUUCUCGCUCUACAGGGUCCUGGUGAAGAGCCAGUGAGGCCCCUGGUACCUAAGUCCCCUCCCCUGAUGGUGUGGCCCACUGCUGGGGCUCUGCAGGGGCCUCACAGUUGGGGUGCAGGCCGGGCUGCCACUCUGGGAAUGCCCUUCUGCCCGGACUUUUUGUUUCUGAAGGCAGUCGGUCUGCAGCAGGGCCUCAGGCUGCCAUGCACUGUCCUGGCUCCUGCCAGACCCCCAGGGUGGGCCGUGGCAGGUGGCUGAGCAGGAGCUCCCGAGUGCUGGCCACCGCUGUCAGGGGUUGCCCACCUCUGGGCAUCAUGUGUGUUGGGCUGGGGAGCACAGGUGUGGGAGCCGGUGACCCCAGACCUGGAAUUCUCAGGGCUCUAACCCCCUUUCCUGGUCCUGGGUGGCCAGUGGGUGUGAGGAGGGCUGGAAGGCGGAGCUUUGGGCCAAAAGCAGGCAUUGGGGGGUUCCCCCAUCAAGUUUGGAGCUAUUUCUGUGAUUGCAGCAGGGACUGGAGGUUGGGUUCCUGAUUAAACUUCACUGUGUCUUUUC
Molecule: messenger RNA, 8694 nt
Organism: Chlorocebus sabaeus (green monkey)
Lineage: Eukaryota; Metazoa; Chordata; Mammalia; Primates; Cercopithecidae
Gene: WDR90
Product: WD repeat domain 90
Cellular component (GO): centriole
Molecular function (GO): protein binding
Source: RefSeq, a predicted model, not a curated record